UAGUGGGGUGGAAUUCCCUCAUGCAGGAGUUUGCACUGGAUGCCUUUACAAAGCUGGAUACUCUGGGAGCAGCGUGGGCUGAUGGAGUAGGAACUAGCCUGAGCGAUCUUUACGAGCUGAGAUCCUGCACAUCGCAGAAGGAAACCUGUGUGUAACUUUCUCUGGAGGAACCGAGGAUUUUUGUAGUUGGUCUUCUAGUAUUUUAAAUCUGAGAACCCAGUAGAGUCUUUUCCGCAGUGAUGAGGGAGUGACAAGUCGGAGUUUCUAUCAGUGCACCUGGAAACUGUGAGCAGCUAACGCCUGCUGCUGAGCCCCCAAUGGGAUUAAGGCCAAACUCCUGCACUCCUCACAGGGAUGAAGGUAGAGCCAUGUUACCUGCUACCUAAGCUCACUGCUGCUGAUGUGGUUUGUGGAUAUGGUCCCAGACCAGGCUCCGUGCACAGACUCUCAGCUCUGAUCCCACCUGAGACGUUUUAGCGGCAGCAGAGACCCCAGCUGUGGAGUGGGCUCCCCCGACCACCCUGUGACAGAGGGCCUGCAGCGCUGGAGAGUUACUAUGCAGCUUGGACUGCUUGUGGUGGUGGUUUUUCUAAGCUCGAUGGAUCUAACAGGCAGCAGCAAAGUGGUGAAGGGCAAGAGGCAAAGACGAAUCAGCACCGAGCUGAGUCAGGGCUGUGCCAGAGGCUGCGACCUGUGCUCCGAGUUCAAUGGGUGCCUGAGGUGUUCCCCCAAACUCUUCAUCCUUCUGGAGAGGAACGAUAUCCGACAAAUUGGGAUCUGCCUGCCUUCUUGUCCACUGGGAUACUUUGGCCUUCGCAAUACAGACAUGAACAAGUGCAUCAAAUGCAAAAUUGAGAACUGUGAGUCCUGUUUCAGUCGAAAUUUUUGCACAAAAUGUAAGGAAGGUUUGUAUUUGCACAAAGGGAGAUGCUACAUCACGUGCCCCGAAGGCUACGCUGCUGCCAACGGCACCAUGGAGUGCAGCAGUCCUGCACAAUGUGAAAUGAGUGAGUGGGGGCCCUGGGGGCCCUGCUCCAAGAAGAGGAAGCUCUGUGGCUUCAAGAAGGGCAAUGAAGACCGAACACGGCGGAUCCUGCAGGCUCCCUCUGGAGACGUGUCCCUGUGUCCACCCACCACCGAGGUGCGGAGGUGCACUGUGCAGAAGAGCCAGUGCCCCGAAGGGAAAAGGAAGAAAAAGGAAGAGCAAGGAAAGCAAGAUAAUGGAAAUAGAAAUCGGAAAGACACCAAAGACACUAAGUCUGGCACCAAGAAGAGGAAGAGCAAACAGAGAGGGCCCACGGUGGCCGUGACACCUGCCAGCCCUGCCCAGUAGCUGGCCCUGUGUGUCACCUGAUGGCAAGACUCCAUUGCUGCUAUGUGUAUGAAAGCUUUACUGAACAGAGCACUGCUACACCACACCCACACGUGUCCAGACAGACAUAUACUCCAGACUGAUCCAGAGACCAACAGAGGCCACACACACAAUACUUCAGGAGGCUGCACCCACCCCUGGCCCGGGACCAGAGAAGGACACUGCCAAGGAGUGGAAGCUGCCGAGGAGUGGAAGCGCACACAGAGAGGGGAAGCCCACGGCCCCAGGGCUCUGCUGCAGGCAGGAGAGGUGGAGGAUGAGCCAGCAAAGGACACAGAUGUGAGAUUUCAUGACCAAAGGCCUCAACUGGAGCCUGAGUGAGUGGCCCCACACAGCUCCAGUGCAGCCCCACAGAGCCAGGGGAUGACUGGACUCAAACGGCCACUUGCCCCAACCCGGGACCCAGACAUACAUGGCAGUGGCCUCUUUCUCUUCCCCAUACCCUUCAUUUUGUGUUUUAAGCUGUAUGACUUUAUCAUUGCGAAUACAUGUUAAAAGUUUGUGAUAAGAGGUCAGUGGUAUCUGCCCCGAAUCUGCUUCAAAUAAUUAUUUCAAAUUAAAAAAAAAACAACCAACAAAAAAAAAGACAACCAGCUUCCUGAGUAUGUGGUUCAUACCUUGGCCCCUAUGGAGGCUGGUGUCCCACAGGACAGAGACUCACUUGUGGAAGGGAAACUCACCAAAGCUUUAAGAAAAUCCCAGAGAAUUCUGUCAGCUGCACUGCAGCCACAAACCAGCUGUCCUGAGCAAAGGACCCCAGCUGUGCCCCGCCAAGCCCUGAGGAAUUCCCUUAUGAAGGAUCCAGUUAACACACAGCAGAUUGAGAAAAUGAGAGGUUACAACGUACCACAGGUUGCCAAAACAUUGUGGCUCCACUCGGGCAGUCACAGCUGUGGGACUGUCGUGGGCUGGGGACACACUGGUCCAGCUACUGGACACCACCCCAGCACAUGGCAGGAGGGAGGCAGGCAGGAGGGGAAGGCACAGCUCAGGUUCUGCAGAAGAGAAAUAAAUUUUUAAGUUGGGUAGAAACAACUUGUCUGCAUACCACCAGCUGGAAUUCUCUGGAUUCUCCUGCUCUGCACAAGCUGACAUCUGGACAGAGGAACCAGGACAAGGACUGUGCAGAACAGGCUGCAUAGGGUGCAUGGGGAUGCUGUCAGCUCUGUACAGGGAGUUCUACCUUUGGUGGUGUCACAAAGUGCCACAUUGCUCACUGCCUCGUAUUUUAAAAUGUGCUUCCUCUGUAUAAUUAUGUGGAGACACAUUUAAUUCCUCCAGAGUUCAGCAGAAGCCCUCUGGUCCUGAGGGAUGGAGUUGGGGAGAUUCUUGGCUCCCAGAGAUGUGCCCUGGGUGGAUCAGGGACAUGGUGCUGGAGCUCCAGCUCUCCUGGGAGGGUGAUGGACAGGGGAAAGCUCACCCUAAACUAAACCUGGUGAAUCCUGGCUGCUCUCACUUCCGUACCUCCCUCUGCUCUGUGGUUUUGGAGGGCAGAGCGAGCCAGCGGGAGUGUGGGGACACCUGUGGAAGAGCCCCCAUCUCUCUGAGGGGUCACCUGCCCACACCUGCAGCCCUGGUUCUCUCCUGCAGCUCAUGGCUCUGCCGAGGACAAGGACACCCCAACUCCCUUCCCCGCCGCCCCGGGGCUGGCUUGGCUCGCUGCAGGCUGUGGGGCUGCACAGUUGUUUCACCUCCGGAGCUGUACCAAGCUGUCCGUGACUGCUCUGCUGGCAGAAAACCUUUCAGCCCAUCAUCCACUUUGUGUUUAAGUAAACAAGAAGCUGUUACAUCUUUGAAAGGGGAUUCCAUUUCAGCACAAUGAUAAACGACCAGCAUACCAAGCAGGGAGAGAAAGAGGUUCUUAAAAGUCAUGCUUUGAAUUGUUUAUGGAUCAUGUUCAGAUGACUCCUGAAAGCCUCCCAGCUCAAAGAUCCAAUCUCAUCCUAUUUUCUAGCCUGUGAGAGAAGUAUUUUGUUUGUGCCACAGUGUUGCCUGUAAGCAGAACCAUUUUCCCUUCUGCUUUCAGCAGCACCCACCAGUCACCCACUGGUGAACCUCAGCUCACCCACCUCCCUCCUGCUGCUGUAUCUCCAUCCAGUUCUCAGCGAGGAUUAGGGAAAAGAGGGGGUGCACUAGGAAGAUUUUCUACAUGAGGCUCUGUUAAUGACUCGAUUCCCUGCAGUAACUCCUGGCACUAUUAGCACAACUGUUUCAAAACUAAACUGCGUAUAAUAAAUCAACAGAACCUACUUUAGAGAACUCUAGAGAUUUUUAGAAAAACUGUCAAACUUCUUUCUGUUGUAGCCUCUUCCCUCCUUUCUUCCUUUUUCACAGCAAAAUGGGAAGAAAAAGGGACAAAGACAACAGAAAGUUUAAAAUGCAUACUAAGAAUAUCUGAGAUUUUUUCAGUAUGAGUAAUUUUAAAAUUAAAUUGGUUUAGAACAAUUAGGAGAAAAAAUAUAAGAAAGAAGUCAAUUUUUUUUUUUUAAUCAACUCAAGAACUGUGCUUAUUCCCACUCCCAGAGAGCAGGUUUAGUUAUGAAUUUAGGAACAUUAUGCCUUUGAUCAAUGUGAACUGCAUGCUGAGCUCCCCAGUCCAAGCUGAGAUGUCCUUAGCAAGGUGAUGUCACCUCAGCUCACACACGCACGUGAGCGCUCUCUUUCCGCCCACCAAAUAACCCUGCUGUGGUGUUCUCUCCAUGGCAUCACUGUAAAAUACACGUGUUUAAGCAAAUAAAUCAUUAAAUGGGUUUGCUGAAGCAGCUUAAUUUGUUUAUUCACCAAAAUUUGAGUCAAAUCCCAAAUAACCAAAAAUGUCCACAGACAGAGCAAGCCUCUCCUGAGAGCCAUCUGUCUACAUCCAGGAGCCAAAGGAGUCGACACAGAUCAAUGAUGGGAACACCACUGCUCUGACUCCUGUGCUAUUCCCACCCUGUGCUUUGACCGGCUCGAUGCUGAACUGGAGAAGCAGCUGCUGGAUGGACAGACAGACAGACAGACAGACAGAUCCUUUGUCGGGAACUCUGCUGCACAGGAAACAUCAUUAUUUUCCCUGCUGAGCAACCUGCUGUUGUUCUCUGGACAGAAUUCCACUCAGAAUCUGCAGGACUGUUUCUAGGCAGUUUCCUCAGCCUUUGCCCAUGCCAUGGGGGACAAAGGGCCAGGAACAAUGAACAGCUUACAGUUGUGGGUUUGAAACUGUUCGAUUUCUCUCUCGUUUGCUGAAAUUUAGAAGCUAAAGCAGAUGAAUGUCACCAAACACAGGUUGGUUCUAUCCUGUUCUUACCUUCUCUGAGUAAUUUAAACCUGUAUUUUUCGUCAGAUACAGUCAAUGAACUGUGUGCACACACACUCCUGAUGCAGUAAUUCACUGGCUUUCCACCCCAGGGAGGUAGGGGCAAUGUAUAUACUGCUUAGCCCAUGUUUAUGUUAAAAUGGUUUCUCACUCAGAAGAAAUCUUAGCUUUGAUUAAAGGAAACAGAGUAGAAUAGUGAAACAGGUUAUCUCCAACACUGUUGUUUGGAUUACAUUGUCUGAGAACACUAAAAGGGAUAGCCCAGAUAUAUUUACAGAUUUAUUAAGUCAAUAGCCUUCACAGAGAGAGUGAGAGAGAGAUGUUAGGCAUCAUGCUUAAAAAAAUCUCUAUUAAAAUUACAGAAAUACCAGUGUAUUUAACCAGUCACCAUAAAUAAAUCACCCUGAUGGCCUUUAUGUACACAGUAAUACAUCACACCCAACUGAAUGCCAAACCAUAGUUUAGAUGGAGCUUCUUGCUGGAAUACCCAUGAUUUUUGAAGAGCAGUAGGAUCUUAGAAAAAAAAGAGGCAGUCAGGUAGGUUGUGUUGUUAUUUACAGCCCGAGGUGAAGUGCCAGGUUAGAGGCACUGACAGGGCUGCUCAAGGCCAUGGCCCCUCUUGUGCCCCACGGGAGCCCAGCCUGACAGGGAAGAAGUUCCUUUUCAGCACAGGUAAAAUCAAACACUACAGGAAAACAUUUACAUGUAACUGCUUUAGCCCUCAGAGCAGUGGUGAACUCCAAGUCUCCAUUCCCAGAGUGAAGCCGAGAGCUCUGCAGAACGGGCACAGCUCUGAUACCCCAAGCUCCGAGGGCUCAAUCCUGCUGGGCACAGCUCAGCCUGGGCUCUCAAAGUCCUCUUACACCUUUUGGCCUUUUUUCUUGACUUGGGUUUUCUCCUCCCUCC
This is a messenger RNA of Myiozetetes cayanensis, 5573 nucleotides long. RefSeq names its product R-spondin 1 (gene RSPO1). The coding region runs from base 557 to 1333 and encodes 258 amino acids. The record is from RefSeq and is a predicted model, not a curated record. Lineage: Eukaryota; Metazoa; Chordata; Aves; Passeriformes; Tyrannidae. The transcript has 8 exons.